GGAUCCUGAGCAAAGACCCGAAAGGCAGCAUUGCGGUCGGCGCAUGUGCGCCAUUUGCCGACGCAUCAAACGCGACAAAGCACUUAAAGUUAAGUUAAUGCUGAGGAGACCAAUUACCCAGUUAGUUGCCCAGGGUAUUAUGCCAUCUCCAAAAACACCCCCGGCAUUUCAUGAGCAACGUAAACAAUUGGAGCGCGCAAAGACCGGAGAUUUAUUGAAAGCUAAAAUUCAGCGUAGACCUGGACGUGAUGAACUCGUACGACAGCACAUACUUGAAGAUGUCGGACAUGUUGACCCAAGUCUUGCUGAGAGACAACGAAUGCUAAAGAAAGCGCGACUCGCUGACCAGCUUAACGACCAACUCAGUCAUCGGCCUGGUCCACUCGAACUUAUUCAAAAAAAUAUUCUUCACACGGAGGAACCCAUUGAGAGGGCAGUCAAAGAGGGCCACAUUCCCUUCAAAGCGACCUGCGAAGGUCAGGUGACGAAACCCCAGCCUCCAGAUCACUAUAUCACCUUCGAAGAUGACUCCCAGAGCUCCGAAGGCGUACCGUCCCCGCCGAUUGAGUCUCGGACAGACGUACUAGAGACAGCAGCAACGUCCGCUGGAAUAGUCACCGUUUCCUUGAGUAUUCCAACCACCGGCGGUGCUGUCGUAGUUUCCUCGAGCUCGCCAGUAUUUCAACAGACAACCGGAACCGAACCAACGAUACAAACCUUCGCAGAACUCUGCAACAGUGUCGUUGGUAACCAACAGCAACUCCAGCAGCAUCAGCAACAGCAACAGCAACAAAAACAACAGCAGCUCAACCACCAACUUGUCCAGCAUCAAAACCAACAACACACAUCGUCUCAGGCUAGUCAGACGAAUGGCCCUGGUACGACACUACUUCCUCUGGCACCUGCCCCUAGUCCUAUGUCACUUGGAUCGACAACAUCGAGCUUAAGUCCACUGUCAAAUAUAUCAAUAGCAUCGCCGCCAGCACCUCCACCACAAGCGAUAACACCAAGACCUCAACCGAGUCCAAUAUCAGUGACUGUUUGUCAGAGAAGUGACGCGCCCGGUAAAGACAAAAAUCGUAAAAAAUCUAAAACUAAAAAUCAGCCUAAAACUCGCACUAUCAAAUUUCACGAAUACAAGGGUCCGCCAAACGCGCAAAAGACAUCGGUAUCGUCUACUGCACCGGGUCUAGGAUCCGCGUCACCUGGGGAAACGAGCUAUGAGCUGCUUCUCCAUCAACAGCAGCUCUUCCUACAGUGGCAACUUGAGUUGCAGCACAAGUACCCAAAAAUAAUUCUUCCGGCUGCACAAAAGCCAUUAUCGCUAACGAGUAGCGGUGGCAGUGAUGCCGGUAGUAUAAGUGGUGGAAGUGCAAAUGCACCGAGUCCUGCACCAUCUAAUUCAUCAAAUAAUCCCUCGGAACAGCCACCAUUAAGGCCGUUGGGAAAACUCGAGGACAUGAAAGUCAGUGAUCUUAAAAUAGAACUCAAGAGACGAAACCUUCCGGUCUCGGGUUCAAAGCCUCAAUUAAUCGAACGAUUAAAACCUUACACGGAGACCUCGAGCACCAGCUUAACUGGAAACUCAAACGGACCUAUGAUUACACAUAUGGGACAUAUUCUUAUGGAUACUCCGGGUCCAUUAACGUCUGAUGACUCUAGUUCGCAUGCCAAAAGUCCUGAGUCUCCGAUAAAAGACGAACCUCAUAGUCCGAGAAUAGAUUCACCUCACAAUAGUGAACAUGAUGAUCCGGCUAGUCCACCAGGUGAUGACAUAAUAAAAGAACAACGCAAACGUAUAGAAGAAUUACAACAGGCGCUUUACAUAUCCCAGCAACAAUUACAAAAAAUCCGUCAAACUCAACCAGCAACAGUGCGAGCUGAGAAACUCGUUCUCCAGCAUCAUCUACAAAAUAAAAUGCAGCAGCAACAAUUGGCCCUCCAUUUGCAGCAGCUGCAACAUCUCCAACAGCAACAGCAGCAGCACCAGCAGCAACAGAAACAAAACCAGCGGCUACAAAACCAACAGCAACAACAACAGCAACAACAUGCUGCCUUCCAACAGCUAAAUGCUAAAGCUAGUCUCGCUGCUUUUCUGCAAUCGCAGCCAAAUAGUACGACGAUAUUAGACUCCGCAACUCUGACUACUAUUAAUAAUAAAAAGAAUCAAGUUAAAAAUAAUAAUAAUAGCAAUAAUAUUAUUAAUAAUAAUAUUAAUAAUAAUAAUAAUACUAGUAAUAAUAAUAAUAAUAGUAAUAACAAUAACAGCAAUACGACAGUUCAAUUACCAGCAGCAAUAGUACUAAAUUUAUCGAAACCUACUAAAAUAAACGGGUCGUUACUUGGCGCACUUGUGGCUCAAGCUCAGCAGCAGCAGCAGCAGCAGCAACAACAACAACAACAGCAACAGCAACAACAACGGCCUGUAAGCACGACGAUAACGUCAAUAGAAGAUAAAUCGUCACCUCCACAGUAUGAUGAUGCAGCUAAAUUACUAAAGGUUAAAAUCGAACCAGUGCAAAAAAAUCACAUAAAGAGUCAAGUAGUGGAUGAUGUCCUAGAAAUUCUAAUAAAAAAUGGAGAAUUGCCGCCUAGUGCGGCACAAGAUCCAGCGACUCCAACCACACCGAACCGUCAGUUGCAACAAAAUUUAGUAUUCUCAGCGGCAGCAGACAGCGCAACACAAAAUUUAGUAUUUACCGCAGCCAGUCCUAUAAGUCCAAUGGCGAUGGAUAUCAGUCAGAGCGGAUGUCCAAGUUCGCCAGCGUCAUCUUCGCCCCCUGUACCUCCUCCAUUACCAUUAGCGACAUUCUCCGUGCAAUUACCCAGUGCUCUACAUCAGCACGGACAGCAUCAAGACGAAAUUCCAUCAUUUACCGCUGAUUUAUUGAACUCAAAUCCUGAACUUGACACCGCGAUGCUUCUAAGUCCACAGUCUGUGCAACAGGGGUCUCCUGAUCCGCAACCUCCACAAGAAGUCACGUCUUCCGAUAACACAAAUCUUGACCUCAAGGAACUAGGUUUAGAUCUAGAAACCCUGGACACGAUGGACUUUGGUCAGUUGGAUUGUGAUCUGGGAGUUAAAAUCGAAGCACCACAAGAAUUUAUGGAUCUCGGUGACAUGCCGAUGGAUAUGGAUGAUCCUGAUUGGCUUGACUCCUUGAUGCCGCAAUCGCCUCCACCUUUGCAACAGACAACAAUCAAUCAGUCCAACAAUAAUCACAACAAUUCAUCACCAGUUUGUGCUCAAUCUACAGUAACAGAUCUUUACGAUCCGCUUCUUGCCAACAGUCAAGAUCCCUUUGAUCUUUUUAAUAUGGAAGACUCUGAUUUUAAAAUGUCCUCUGAUCUUUCUCUCACUUGGGACAAACUUGACUUCGCGACCUAGCCCGAAAUAUACUAUUGGGAUUUGGCCAUUUGUACUUAGCAGUAAAAAUUAAUUGAUUAAUUAAUUAAUUAAUUGAAUUAUUUUAUCGUCGUGUCAAAUAAACAUUGAACGCGUCGUGAUAGAUGUGAGUCUGAUGGUCCUGCCGAUGCUCUAAUCAAAUGUACUUAUGUAGUUUAAAAAAAAAUAUUAAUUUUUAUUGUAUAAAAAAAAAAGAUAAAUUUUUUAUUAAAUUAUUUUAAAAAUUUAUAAACGUUUUAGUACUUGACAGCUGUCAGUUUAUUUAAUCUGUAAUUAAGUAUGAGUCAAUUUAUUUUAUUUUUAUUAUUAUUUUUAAAAUAAUUGUUAAUAAUUAUUGGAAAAAAAACAAAGCUUCGUGCUAUCGUGGACCAAGACUGGAAAAUAAGUGCGCGUAAUUUUAUGAAAUUUAUAAAUUUUUAUUUGAGAAAAAUUAAACUGGUCGUGAUAAUAAUUAUUAUCAUUGAUAAUAAUUUUUUAUGGCCAGUCUCAAAAACUAGGGAACAACAAAAAAUAAAAUCGGACGAAUCGAUUGGAAAGACUUGAAGUGCGAGUGUUGACGGUGGUUUUAAAAAUUCUCCAAAGAAUUAAUCUGUGUAGAGGUUUUAUAAAAAUAAGUUUUACUCAACCUCAUGUGUGUUAAUUGCUUGAGUUAUUGUAAUAACUGCAGGUUAAGUGUGUGCUAAAAAUACCAGAUCAGAAAAAAAAUGAUAAUUGUAGAAUUCAAAUCUCAUAGCAGAUUGGGUAGAAAUUAGGGAUGUCGGGAUCGUGUUCGAAUAUAAUACUAUUCGAUUUGAAAUUUAUCGACAAGGGCAUUUUCGACAGUACCCCCUCCCUCCCACUUUGAAAAUAUGCAAUGACUCAACUGAUAUGAGCGUAUUCAAAUUUAAUUAAUUAAUUUUUAAAAAAUUAACGAAAUUUAUUAAAUAAAUUUAAAAAUUUGAAUCAUACUGAUAUGAUUUUACUGAAAAAUUCGAAUUAUUCGACCAAGUUUGAAUGGAGUAAUUCAAAAAUUAAAAUUAUUCGCACAUCUCGGAUAGAAGUACCAAUUAUGGCUACUGCUCCAUUUUUAGACAUUUAAUAUUUUAUUUUAAUUAAUCAAAAAGUGAUAAAAAUAUCUCUGUACAAAUUUUUUAAUUAAAAUUUUUCAUUGUCAAAAACUGGCCCUAAAGUGUCCAAAAACGGUACCGCUGCCCUUUAAAAAUAAUCACAUAAUUAAGAAAAAGAAAUAAAAAAUUUCUGCGCCUGAUAAUCAUUAUCAAGACUCAUUGAUAAAAAUUUUCAUCAAUGCCUUUAAUUUAAUUAAAAAAAAAAAAAAAUGAUAAUAAUAAAAAAAAAGCUAUCGAGUCUUCCAUGAUUUUUCGACGCAGUAUAACUUAUAAGCCAGAGUAUGUGAUUCUAGAAUAUAUAUAUAUUUAAAUAUAAUGUAAAAUUAAUAAUCAAUAAUAAAUACGAGAACGAGUUAAUGCGCUAAGCGUCGAUAGGAGAGAAUAAUGGGCACGGCAUCGCGCGACAUUGUUUUUUUUUUCUCCCAGUGUUAUAUUUAUUUAUAGUUUUGUGACAUUCCAUGCUUUGAAACUGUCAAACGAAUAAAUAAUGAAAUAAUUAUUUAUAGUAAUAUUACCACUAUCAAUUAACAUUUAUCGUAUCAUCUGAUUGUAAUUUGUCUAUUUAUAUAUUUAAAUUUAAAUGCGUUAGACGCAGCAACGGGAGAUUUAUCGUGACUGCCACAAUGCGAGAGAGAACGAAUAUUUUUAAAUAAUAAAUUUUUUUAAUUGUUAUUUUACUUGCGAUUGUAGUAAGAACUUUUUUUUUUUUUUAAUGGUGCGUUGUGGCUGAUAUCCAAAGAGAUGUCACGUUAUAGAUUCCGUAAGGGCGAGUUAUAACAUAAGGGCGUGGAAUUUUUUUUUCUUAAUUGACUAUUUUUUAUUUUAUAUAAAAUUAGAUAAUGAAAAAUAGAAAUUUUGAUUUAUUUGAAUUUUUUAUAUGCGUCCUUAUAUAGGUCAGAAAAAGGGACGGAAAACCUUAAGGUCGUCAAAAAAUAUUCUUAUAAUUGAAUAUUUUUAUGAUGAAUAUUUUUAUUUAGAAGUAUCUAAAUUAAAAAAAAAAUACUCGCCCUUAUGGUUCUUGGUACCACUCAGAGAACUAUAAGGGCGUAUUUAAAAAAAAAAUUUUUUCAUCAGGAAAUUUUUCAUUGGAAAAUAUAAGAAUAGAAAAAAACAAAUUUACUAUUUUUAAUUUUUUUUAUUCGCCCUUAUGGACCUUAAGAUAAGGGCCGACCUUAAGGACCUAAAAUUUAUUUUCAAAUAAUCAAUAGAAAUUUUUUUGUUCAUAAGUAUAAAAAAAAAAAAAAAUUUUAACGGCCCUUAUAGUUCCUGGUACCUGUCUAGAAUAAUAAGGGCGUAAAAAAAAUAAUUCUGUUGAUUGAUGUGUUUGUUAUGUAGACACACGAAAUUUAAAAACAAAAAAAUUACUCGCCCUUAUAAUUUUUCGAACCUACUCGAAGAACCUUAAGGGCCUAAAAAAUUUUUUUUCAAUAAUUUAUAUAUUUAUUUUUUAUCUAGAAGUAUCAAAAUUAAAAAUAAAUUACCGGCCCUUAUAGUUCCUGGUACUUAUCACUCUAAGGACGAAUAACUAUCGCUACUUACGUAGUCUGUAACGCGAUAUAUCCCUCUAGUUAAAUAUAUUUAGAUAUAUAGAUACAUAAAUUAUCAAUCGAAUAAUUUAAAUAAUCGAUUGCAGUAAAAGUUUAUUUAAUAAUUAAUGAAUAUGAAUAUAUAAUACAUACUAAUAUAUCAAUACGAUUAAUAAUAGUGUUUCGAUAAAUAAUAAAUAUUUUAUUUGAUUAUUAUUAAUUUAAAAAAAAAAAAAAAAAACAAAUAAUGCGUUAUAUUUCAUUGUAUUAUAUACUUUUCUCUAUACGUUCUCUCUGCAGUAGAAGAGGAACAAAAGUAGCCAACAUUCCAAGUACAUUAUGUUCCUCAUUUCCGUUUCAUUAAUAAGUAAAGUUCAAAGAGCUAAUAUACACAGAAAAAAUUAAUUUCUUGGUGCAAAAAAAAAGUUUACUUAAGUCAAGAAAAUUUUUAUUUGCCUUGAGAAAUUUUUUAUAUUAGGAAUUAAAAAUAAAAUUUUCUUGACUCAAGAAAAAUUUUUCUGACGCAAGAAAAAAUUUCUUGAGCUAAGAAAUUUUUUUUUUAGCCCUAAGAAAAUUUUUACUUUUAAUUCAUAAUAAUAAAUAUUUCUUAAGCCAAGAAAAUUUUUUUUUUAUAUAUAUAAAUAUAUAUAUAUAUAUUUUUUUUUCAUUUGCAUGCCGGUGUCGCUGUUUCUCUCAAGAACAAUGCAUUUAAAGCUCAACACUCGUGUUAAUUAACAAAACAACGAAUUAAUUAAAAAUUAUAAAAUCAAAUUAUCGAUAAAUUAAAAAAAAAUGCAUUUAAAUUAAUUGAUUAAUUUAAAAUUACAAUUGAUUGUUAAAAAUUUAAAAAUAAUGCCCAUAAUUUUUAGUUAAAAAAAAAAAUUGUUUUUUUUUUCAAUUAAAUUUAAUAAAAUUACGUACUCGAUUUAUCGUAAGAUAAUUUAAAUAAAUUAAUUAACCGGAUGUGUCAAAGAAUAUUUAUAAUAAUUAAUAUUUAAAUUAUUAUAAUAAAAUAAAUAAUCCUUAGCUGCCACAUAUCGCUUCCUUGUACCGUCAGCACUCGUUGCCAUGACAAUAAUCGUCUAAUUAUUGUUUUUGUAAAAUAUUGUAAUAUAUUAUUACUAUCAUUAUUAUCAUUAAUAUUAAUAUUAUUAUUGUAAUUUUAAUGUAUAAUUAAUAAUUCAUAAAAAAAAACUGUAGUGUGACAAACUAAUUUAAAAAAAUGUUAUUAUAAUAAUAAUAAUAAUAAUAAUAAUUACUCAGCGGUUAAGAAUAAUUGUGUGACUGAGUCGCGCGGUAAGGAUCGUUACUUAAUAAUAAUAAUAAAUAUUUAUUAUAAAAAUAAUAAUUAAUAAUUAAUAAUUAAUUUGUUAUGAUUUAUAAUUGAAAUAAUAAUUAUUAUUAUUAUUGUAUACGAUUAUAUUAUUUGCGAUUGGGCUGUGCGAAUUCUGUUGGUAGUUUUAUUAUUAAUAAUAAAAAAAAAAAAACAAUUAAGUCUCGAGUGUCUUUGUGACGUAACAAUAAUUAUUGCAAGUGCUUGACAUUUUGUUAAUAAAAAAUAAUUUGUGUACCAGACCCAAUUACUUGAAAUAUAUAUGACUAUUUAUAUGUAUAUUGUAUGAAUGAUUAUUAUAUAUAGAAGAAUGGUGUAAGUGAAAAAAUAAAAUUGUCAAAUAUGAAUAUUAUGUAAUAAAUUAUUUUAA
Molecule: messenger RNA, 7741 nt
Organism: Microplitis demolitor
Lineage: Eukaryota; Metazoa; Arthropoda; Insecta; Hymenoptera; Braconidae
Gene: Mrtf
Product: myocardin-related transcription factor A
Exons: 10
Coding region: 44-3388 (1114 amino acids)
Source: RefSeq, a predicted model, not a curated record